Carassius gibelio (silver crucian carp) is the source of this 5566-nucleotide messenger RNA. Its product is annotated as partitioning defective 6 homolog alpha. Bases 195 to 1355 code for a protein of 386 amino acids. The transcript has 3 exons. Gene Ontology annotation, molecular function: protein kinase C binding. Gene Ontology annotation, cellular component: cell cortex; nucleus; apical plasma membrane. Gene Ontology annotation, biological process: regulation of cellular localization; centrosome cycle; establishment or maintenance of cell polarity. NCBI's taxonomy places the organism in Eukaryota, Metazoa, Chordata, Actinopteri, Cypriniformes, Cyprinidae. The record is from RefSeq and is a predicted model, not a curated record.
CGUUCCGCUUGCCUGGCCCCGCCCACCGCCGGGAGAACGGCUCUAAACAAAUCAUUCCGUGCCUGUGAAGCAGUACUGCGGAUCGCGACUGUCAGCUCGCUCAUGCUGCGCAUACGAUCUCUGGCUGCUGACUCCUGUAUCUAGGGGGGAAUCUCGUGUGAUACUGCCCGUGGGAAUACAUAUAAACCGCAAACAUGUCACGGCAUCACAGGACGCCGCUGAAAAACGAGGAGAGCGUGGUGGAGGUGAAGAGCAAAUUUGAGGCGGAGUACCGAAGGUUUGCCCUGAAGAGGAACAGAGCCGGGGGCUUCCAGGAAUUCUACCAACUGCUGCAGACCAUUCACCGGAUCCCCGGAGUGGACGUGCUGCUGGGAUAUGCCGACAUCCAUGGAGAUCUGCUUCCAAUCAACAAUGAUGACAACUUCCACAAAGCACUGUCCUCAGCCAAUCCGCUGCUUCGGAUUAUCAUUCAGAGGAGAGAUGUAGAUGACUCCGUGCCCUUCCCAACAGGCUCACUUCAGAGAAGGAAAAAGGGCCUAGCUGGUCUACAUCAACCAAAGCAGAAGUCCAAACCAGCGCUGCUGAUCGGCCUUCCGCAGGAUUUCCGGCAGAUCUCUUCUAUCAUAGAUGUGGACAUCUUACCCGAUACGCAUCUCCGUGUCCGUCUGCACAAGCACGGCACCAACAAACCCCUCGGAUUUUACAUCCGAGAUGGCGUCAGCGUCCGCGUCACCCCGCAAGGUGUAGAGAAAGUCCCCGGUGUCUUCAUCUCUCGCCUUGUAAAAGGCGGUUUAGCAGAGAGCACAGGAUUGCUGGGAGUCAACGACGAGAUUCUUGAGGUGAACGGUAUCGAUGUGGCAGGUAAAUCACUGGACCAGGUCACCGACAUGAUGGUGGCUAACAGCCACAACCUCAUCGUGACAGUGAAACCUGCAAAUCAGCGGAACAACACGAUGCACCGUGCGAGUAAAACCUCAGCUGGUAACAGUUCUGUUGGCUCGGUAGGCUCCGCCCCCUCUCAUGACUCCGCCCCCAGUCCCGCCUCACAGAAUGCCAGCCAAUACAGCAACAGCAACAGUGUGGCUGAGGGUGACAGUGACGAUGAUCCUGACCUCAUCCUGGAGAACGACAACCUGUCGACAUACAUGCCACACCGUAUGACUAAUGGCAAUGGCAGCCACGCUAACACCCUGUCGUCGGGUGCAUUUGCGCACAGGCCCCUCCCACAAAGUGUUUCCUUGCCAAGUAGCAGCUCUUUAAGCUCCCUGACCACACCCACACACAACGGCAGCCCCACCAAGACGAGCAGUAGCCAAGAAAGCAUGAGAGAGGAUGGCAACUUCAUUACAUUGUGAGCUACAGUAGGUUUUGAAGCCUUUUAUGCAUAUUUAUAAGAAAAUGAAGGAACUAUUAUAUCAUCAACUAUUAUUUCUCAGCCAUUACUAUCAUAAACAACAAGCUGUUCACAUUUUUCCCCAAUGAAUGAAGACCCUCGAUCCGCAUAGGUUGCACAAUCUAGCUUGUGUGUGAGGGCAUGAGGCUGUCAUCGUAUGGAAGUGCCUUAUGGCCCUUAGUUAUUCUUUUUCUUUUAGGACAAAUCAACCAUAUUCAUCUCUAUUGACUCAGAAGUGUGCUGGCUACUACUGCGGUGCCUAAUGUUAACACCUGCACCUCGGAGGAUGUGAGAGACAAACAAAUUGCCUCUGUGGAAAUGAUGCGUGUCAUGUUUUGGAUUCAUUCUCACUUUUUAUGAGGCCUCUUGCAUUGAUGAUGAUGCUAAUGAUGAUGGAAGAUGAUGAUGAGGAGGAGGAGGUGGAGGAAAAUAUAAGAGUGUUAAACCGGAUCUGAUCAGUGUUGAUUAUGCUUGUUUGCUCAUCUCCUCUCAUUCUGAUGCUGAUCGUGCUUUCUCAAACUCAAAAUGUAUACCAAAUGUGCUCUACAUUUAUAAUUUUAAUGUGUUAUUUUUUUCAAUCAAGUCAUCAAUUGAAAGCAUUUAUUAAUCACAAUUUUAAUGUCUCGAGAAAGGGAGAAUAGUGUUAAGAUCAUUCCAAAUUUUCUGUCACUCUAUUGUUUGUAUAAAAGCCAUUUUAACUCCCAAGUUGGCUUAGCUUUAACAUUCAUUAUCUCUGGUGUCAAAAAAGCAAGGACAUGGAAACCUCUUUUUGGGUCCCUCUUCUGUCUAGUGUUGAAUUAAAAGUGUAUUCACUCAAAAAUAAAACUUCUUGGAGAUUUACUCAACCCUCAUUGUGGAACACAAAAGAAGAUAUUUUAAAGAUUCUUGGUUAUCCAAUAGUUUGGAGACCACGGACUUACAAAAAAAAAAAUAUAAGAUACUUUUCUCAAAAUGUCAUCUUUUAUGUUCUACAGAGAAAAAAAAAAGUUAAACAGGUUUGGAACAACAUGAGGGAAGUUUUUUUUUUUUUUUUUUUUUUUUUUUUUUUUUUUUACAUUCUGAUACAGGAUGUCAACUCAUUUUUCCCUCUUUGUUUUUAAGUUUUUCUCCCCCUCUGGAAAAAUAGGAAUCUAUAUACUUAACUGGCACCAGUGCAGUGUAACUUCAGAAAGACUUGACCUCUCAUUGACUCAGUCUGUCCGUUCUCCUGUGUGCUCAGUUUUUCUGUAAAGAGCAAAAAAAAAGGAAAUUCCUUUUAAUGUUUGGAAAGGCCAGCAUUCAGCACAUUGGGAGCUUUUUCACACAGUCCACUCCUGAUGGCCAAAGCUGUGAGGCUUUCUUAGCCAUGUUGAGUGUGUGCUGUAUGUGUGUUCGCUCUUAUUUUUAAAGUAUAAUCUUACAGAAACGGCACUGAGGUGGAGACUGUCAGUCCUGGAGCCAAAUAUUGGUUUCUCUAAUGUCCUACAGACCUUAGCACUGUUUUUCAGGCAAUGAGUUCCCAGGUGAACGCUUGUUUAGACUGUGGAGAUACCGGCCUCGGGACGUCCUGCGCUUCAAAGGCUGCCUAUCAAACCAUGACGGAGAAAGGAUGGUGAAAUGCAUAAAACCUCUCAGCGCUUUUUCCAGCUGUACUGAUGAGCUAAUUCUUCUUCAUCUUGAUAUUUUGGGGAAUAAAUGAAGAUGCUACUAAUAUAUGUAAACCUGGGCCACAAAACAAGUCAUAAGUCACACUAGUAUAUUUGUAGCAAUAGCUAAAAAUGCAUUGUUUGGGUAAAAAAUAAUCAAUUUUUCUUUUAUGCCUAAAAUCGUUGGGAUAUUAAGUAAAGAUAUUUUGUACAUUUCCUACCAUAAAUUUAUCAAAACUUAAUAUUUGAUUAUUAAUAUGCAUUUUCUAAGACUUCAUUUGGACAACUUUAAAGACAAAUUUCUCAAUAUUAAAUUUUUUGCAUCCUCAGAUUCAAGAUUAUUAUUAUUAUUUUUUUUUCUUGAGUUUUAAAUUUUCAGUUAGAAGCAGGUACCAGUAAACUGAUCUUUCCGUGUCAUAAAUGAUGGGCGUGAUUCAUGAAGGUGUAGCCUCAUCUGCUCAGCAUUAUCUGGUUUAACUUGAUCAGCAAAACAAAUGAGGUGUUAUUUCGCCACAAUACUGAUAUUUAUCAAGGUAGCCUUGAGUCUGAACGAGAAUGUAGUUUAUUUGAACCAUCUAAGCGUAACAUCUGCACAACUGACACUCGGGGUUUCACAGCAGACGGUGAGGACAAAUGAAACCAGAGGGUGAUUUGAAACGUAUAGCAAGAGACAUCUGGACAAGCGUGAACUUUCACUUUUUUAUGAUAUCUAUAUUUAAUUUAAUAGGUUUUAUUGGCAUACUCUAGGUGAAGAGAGCGCUGAAUUUUAAAAAGAAAGUGAUGGCAUGUAAACUACAUAAAACUGCACACAACUGGAGCCCCGAUAAUACAUGAGAAUUUGUGUGUGUUAGUGUGGCAAUGUAUAUAUAUAUAUAUAUAUAAAUAGAAAUAUGAAAUGACGGACACUUUUGUACAAUAGGAGCCCUUUUUUUUAAUAAAAAAGUGCAUUUUAUAUAUAUGUAUAAAAUAUGGAAAGUAUUUUUCUUAUUCUUGUAUUUUUGUAUGUAUAUCGGAAUUUUGGAGAGGAGGUUUCUGUUUCUUUUGAGUAUAGCAAACAAAACUAAAAUCUUUUAGAUGCUUGUGUUUUUAUUAUAAUCAGAUGGCUCAAGGUGUACAAUACUGUGAAUGUUCUAAGCUGAUUAUAAAAUGUUCUAUCACGAUAAUAAAAGUAUUUAACAUUUAUUUAGGUUAUGUAUGUUCUUGUUUAAAUUAUUUACAUCUUUACUUGAAAUUUUGCAAUGAUUAGUGAUGAUUUAGUUAAUGAUUUAUAUCAUGUUCAAAUCAGUCUGUAGCCUCUUAGAAUUUGUGUAUUUUGAAUGUUUUUAGUUCAUAUAUUUAACCAAAAUGACGACAGAUGCAUAGAAUUUUGGGGACCUGUGGUUUGUUUUUCUAUAAUUAAGAGAAAAUAUGGAUUUUAAUUUUUUUAUUUUAUUUUUUUUACAAGAUGUAGAAACUGGAUGCACUUCACCCACAUCACAAAAGAAAUUGAGCAUUAUUGCAUUAUAGAAAAGGACACAUUAAGACUUGUGAUACCUUAUCUCAGAUUGCAGGAAAUCAAUGUGAUGUAAUCACUCGGACUAGAUCGACUGUGAUUUUCUCCCUCUUGUAUGUCUAUUAAAAUCAGAAAGUUGGUUUUUCUAAAACAGAAAUUAGGACAGUUAAUACAUUAAAAUAAUUCAGCAUGCUAAAUUUGUUCCUUUUUAAAGGAAAUAAAAUCUGUUUUCAUCAUGGUCUCCACAUGCGCAGCAGGAUGUUGCUGACAUUUCCUCAGAACUUAAUUCUGCCGCUCAUCUAGCCUACAACUUCAUAAUAAACACAUCAGCAAAAACCCAUAAUUAACCAAUACAAAUGAUCAAAGCCACUGACAUCUGUUGAGGGGGAUAGAUUUACCGUCCGUUUUGUUUGUAAACUGCUUGUAGAGUUCCUGACAAGUACAAAAUAAUAUGCAAAUGUGUAGCAUGUUUAUCUAAAUAUAUUUGACAUGUAAAUUGGUAUAUUCAAAGUAAUGUAAAUUAUACAUAAGACACACUGGCAUUAGGAGAGGUUAACUGAGGCCCUCUGGUGGACUCCGCUCGUCGGUUGGUUUGUGAAAUAAAGGGAAUUGGCGCCCUGUGCUGUCUGAUGCUGUUUGUGACGAUUCAAAUCUGACGAUUUUACACUUACGUGAAAACUAAUUUUUAAAUGAAAACAGCAUAAUGAACAUGCACAGAACCACACCAAGAAAGUCCAUCAAUCUAAACAAAGUGCUCAAAGACGGAAAUUUUUGGAAAGACUGGUUAUAGCCUAAUGGAAGUGAAGAUCUGAAGUAACCGAUCCUUUCGAGUGUGAAAGCGUAAAUGCUCUCAGUUGAACAUUAAUUUCAGUUAUGUCCUUAAGGCCAUGUUUUUGUCAUAUUUAUUACCUACAUCUAGAGAUGUAAAUGUAAUCCAGUAUUACCUGUAAAGGGGAAAGUUAGCAUACAACUUCCCGCUGACAUGUUUAUCUGUAAAAUGACGGCCAUGCUUCAAGUAAUAAUAAAAACAACUAAUUAAAUUUUCUUUUAAAUUAA